ACUGACACCCCCACUGAAUCAACAACUCACACUUCCAUGGAAUCAACCACUGACACUUCCAUGGAAUCAACCACUGACACUUCCAUGGAAUCAACCACUGACACCCCAAAUGAAUCAACCACUGAUACUCCCACUGGAUCAACCACUGACACCCCCACUGAAUCAACCACUGACACCACCACUGACACCCCCACUGAAUCAACCACUGACACCUCCACCGACACAAGCCCCUCUGAGUCCUCCACCCCCUCCACUGAAACAAGCCCCACUGUAUCACCCACCUCAUCCACUGACACAAGCUCAAGUGUUGCCUCCACUGAAAGAAGCACUGAAACACCCACCAACACCCCCACUGAAACAAGCAAAGAGACAACCACCUCGACGACCUCUACAACCUCGACCUCCCCUGAAACCACCACAACGCCUUCCUGGAUCAUUGGCUGUAGCGAUGAAUAUCUGGAACUUGCCGACCAAGGUCCCGUCAACCCGGCAGCAUCUGGUUGUGACAUUGCUAAUUUUGAGCGAUGUUUGAGAACAACUGAUGGAGAUCCUCAAUGCCAGUGUAUGUCGGGAUAUGAAAAGUCGUCCAUGGCUGAGGCUUCGGUUUGCAGAGAAAUUGAGAAGCACAACUCUUCCUUGGUCGUGGAGAAUAAACCUUGGGAAAACGAUUACUGCGAUAAUACAUCAGAUAUCUACAAAGCUCUCUUGGAAAGCGUUCAACAACUGUUUGAGAUCGCUGCUACUGAGAGCGGGGUGACAUCGUACCAGCGCUUCGAGGACAUGGAAGUGUUCCCAACUGAUGAACCAGAAAAGUGUGGGACCUCAUCGAGGGACAAUAACAUGAAAGCUGACAACCCUCUCAGCCUCAUGCCUAAGAAUAGAGCUAAAAGGCAAGCUUCUGAUGAUGAUGAGUUGACGGUGACGGGAAAGGUAGUGAUGCGUCGUACGGAGGACUACAACACUGACACGAACGAGGAGAUGAAGGACGCCGUGGUGGAGGCAGCCAAGAACCCAAACGUCACGGAUGCGCUCGGCCUCGAAGUGAAGCCGGACAGUGUAGCAGUAGAAGAGGUGGAGCGGAAAUUGUGUGGUGUGGACCUGACAUGCACUACCAACAGAGCAGUAUGUAAUUACACACUAGACGCUGAGUUAGGUGUAGAAAAACCUCAGUGCCAAUGUCUAUCCCAGUAUGACGACGUGUCCCCCGAUAACAAGACGUUCCCCGGUGAGGUCUGUGCCGAUCGAUGUACGCAAGAUUUUUGCUCCUAUGCUGGCACCUGUCUUCGUAAGCAGGUAGACUACAGCCUCUACUGCAGCUGCAAUGAUUGGCACGUCGGCGACACCUGCUCCGUCAACAUGAGUGGAGUGUUGUUGGGAGGAGGAAUAACCGUUGGUGUCCUGGCCAUCGUUUUCUUCGCCAUAUUCAUCAGCUUCACGAAUAAACGACGGGAAAGCAGGAGGGAGAGCGUGAACGUGGAGCGGGACACCUCCACGCCACACAAUACGCCCAGGCCCCCGGCCAUAUUCGCACUGCCACGUGACCCGGAGGUAAGCAUGGAGCAGGACGCGCCCGUGCACUACCCCAUACCCCCUACGCCCCCGCCCCGCCCCGCCAGACGACCGCCGCCCCCACAACCCAGAGGUCCGGCGAGAUCCAUCGGCCAUGGAUCAACGCGCUCGGACCCUCCCAACGCGUUGAGGGACCCCAGCAGCGACGUGUGGUUCGUGAGCCGAAACAUCCCUCGCCCCCGCCUCUCCCUCUAGCCCGCCCGUGAUUGAUGGAUGGCCAGAUUACUUUACUCUUUUGUAGGUCAUAUUAGUUAGGUUUAUGUUGUUUUUUAUCCCUCUGCCGUCGCCUCUCUUUCUGACCUUCGAGUGAUUGAUGGUAAGGCUACUUCUUCCUUUAUUUUAGAUCAUGUUAGGUUUGAUGUUUGUUUUAUGUUUUGUUUUUAUUCCUCGCCCCCUAGCUCCCGCCUCUUCCCUCUGACAACGUGACUGAUGGCAAGGCACGCAAAGCCUUCCAAUCUUCACAAUAUACCAAAAGCAGAGCGUAAGACAUGUUGGGUGAUCAGAGCUCAAUAUGUAUGGCAUGGUUAGGUCAAAUUGAUGGCAAGGCUACUUUCGUCCAUUUUUGUGUAGAUCGUAUUGAUUAGGAUUGCUGAUAUUGUUUAUAUUGUUGUUAUUGUUGUUCUUACGCCCCAAGACGCAAGGCUGGAUUCUAGCGUCGUCAAGGGUGACUCACAUUAUCAGGGACCUGAGAAACCCUUAGCCUAUCUCCCCACAUGUCGUUAUUGUUCCUGUUGUCGUUGCUAUUAUGCUUCUUAGCAGAUAAGUGGUCCUGGUCUCGAGUUUACACUUUUUUUUUCAUUUCUUGGGGACGGUGCACGAUUGAAUCAGCUCGAGUCUUCCGCCAUUUAAGAUGUUAUGAGGUUAUUUUAUGUGAAUUUUGUAUAUUAAUUUACUGUGUAAAUAAAACAUUAUCUAUUAACUCUUAUUUGUAAAGGAUUUUUUUUUUUCAGAUUGUCACGAGAAUGUGUUGAACACGAUUUAUCGAACAAAUUAGGCUAGUAGCUCUUAGGUAACUACGAUGUAUGUGGAGUGAAAAUGUGCAUAUUAUAAUUAUAGUUUUUUAGAUGAACAUGAAGUAGUUAUUAGUCUAAACUUUGUGUAUAUUAAGGAAAAGUCGCUUUAAGGUUAUUCAUGCAUCUCAUUCAUUACAUCGACCAUUGUGUGUGGGUCUCGUUGAUUCAUCAUGUACAGAGACUUCUCAUUAAUCGUGGUGGCAGGCGUGAUGGAGGAUACUUAUUUCAGAGGCAGAGCAGACCCAUGAUAAAGAUAAUUAGAAGCUACUGUACACCUCUGUUCUUAGUCUGGCUUAAACAGAUGAUUUGUCUCGUAUUAGGGGAAAGGCAAUUUAAAGAUCCAGGACUGAGAGAGAGAGAGAGAGAGAGAGAGAGAGAGAGAGAGAGAGAGAGAGAGAGAGAGAGAGAGAAGUUAGAGGAAAGUGAUUUUAAUUGAAAUAUUGCAUGCACUAGUGAAGGGUUGCUCUCUCUCUCUCUCUCUCUCUCUCUCUCUCUCUCUCUCUCUCUCUCUCUCCUUAUCAGUGCUCAGACUUAUCAGGGUGUUCCUAAUACUCCCCCUCCUCAGACUUCUCACUCCCUCCCUCCUCCUCUCUUCCCAGGGUUGCAGGUGAUACGUGUUUGAUACUUGUUUUGUGGCUUGUUUUAAACGGUAUUUAAUUUUCUCUGUAAUUUUUGGACGUCCAACUAUUUUUCUAUUCAGCGGGUUUUUUUUUUUUUCGUUUUUUUCAUCAGAUUUAUAUUUUAAUGCGUUGUUCUGUAUUAUGAAAGUAUGUAGGUUUUUUUUUGGGGGGGGGUUUAUCUAAUUAUUCGUUUGUCUAGGAAUAUUAUAUCUGUUAUGUUACGUUAUGUUACCGGAAGAGGAACUUAGGUGUUUCCGAACGUAGCAAAAUUGGGUGAUAUCGCUUGUUUAUCUAUAUCAUUUUAUUUAUUCUGCAAUCGAGACUCCAAAAUCACCAAAUUAUAUUACCGUUAAGUGGGUGACUAGUAUCGAGAGAGAGAGAGAGAGAGAGAGAGAGAGAGAGAGAAUCAACCCCUGACACGCUGCUUCCAAGUAGGCUACCGUUGUUAGUGUUGACAGUAUUUAUUACAACGCACAGCCACUCUUCAUAACAGUGAUAAGGAAGUAGGGCAGGUGUGUGUUUGUGUAAGUGUGUGUGUGUGUGUGUGUGUUGCCCAGUCUCCAGCGCUCUCCUCCACCUUCUCCCCGCAUAGCCUAGUUGACUCGUUCGCCAGUUCAUGAUUUCUUUCGCUAUUCAUGUUCGUAUGAUAAUUCUUGAACUACACUCACUACUCACACAGUAACCACACUACAUUAAUAUAGGUAUACAUAUGUUCUAAGAUGUUCCAGGCACUUCCUGUUCUAAUUCAUCUGCUAAAUGUUCCUUCUGAUGUUCCUUUCUAUGUUCCUUUUAAAACCAACAACUAACUAAUAAUAAUAGUAACUAAUAACUACUUCUAAUAACUAACUAAUAAUAAUGUUCCUUUUAAAUCAAUAACUAACUAAAACUAUGAAACUAUAUAAUAUUAUUGAGUGGCAGAGUGUUGACCACACCUCGUUUUCUUUCCUUUCCGUUUUCCUUUCCUGUCCGUCUUUCCUUCCAUGUAUAAUGUUACGUAUGGUCUCACUAUUUCACUGUUAACUAUUGUCUCUAUCAAGCUUUCAUCUGUCUUCAUAUCAUCAAGACUCAUAACAUUGAAAUUUAAAGGCUGAGACGAGUGAUGUGUUUAUAGUUUGAUGUUUUAUAGGAUGGACAAGUAUCUACUGUGCUAUCUACGAGUCACACACAAGGAUGUUAAACUCAUCCCUACCUAGAUAACGAGUUUCGGGAGAUAAUACGAGUGAAUGUCUGAUAGGGGAACUCACCGCCCUUGCUGCCCGCGUCAACGUCCUCCUUUCCCACCAGCGACCUCGUUAAUACUGCCAGUCAUUCUACCCACUACCCACGUCAAUGUAUUUACCGUGUUUUUUUACACUUGGCCGUGGCAAAUAGACAUCAUUAAUUAACCAUUUCAACGAUAACUAUAAACGAAUCUAGUUAUUGAAGUAGAGGAGACAGUUUUAGGGUGGGAAAUCGGUAAAUAAAUAAGGCGGAAUUCAGCAAUCUGGCACCGUGACAUCGCACCGUCACUGGGGCAGCCGCCUGCCAGAUGCUCCUUUGAUUUUCUGCGUAACUCCGGCUUGUGCACCACUAACGAUUUAUAUGUAAUUUCUCAAACUUUAUGUCGAAUUAGGUAUUAAUCCCUUUUCUUAUUUUUCUGUAUGAUUUGUGUAUGAUCUCCAGAUGGGUUGUCUGCCGUCUGUUAUCUUGUUAGUUCUAGGAUAUGGAUAGAUUUAUUUUUUGCUGCCAACCUUCGCUUAAGCCUUAGAUGAACAGAGUAGGACAUCUUGUAAGUUAUUUUUUUAUUUAUUGAGAAAGAUCAUUCGUCUACCUGUAUUUUGGCAUUGAAUAAACGACUACUUGUU
Messenger RNA from Eriocheir sinensis (Chinese mitten crab), 5046 nucleotides. RefSeq names its product serine-rich adhesin for platelets-like. Bases 37 to 1764 code for a protein of 575 amino acids. The record is from RefSeq and is a predicted model, not a curated record. The transcript has 10 exons. Lineage: Eukaryota; Metazoa; Arthropoda; Malacostraca; Decapoda; Varunidae.